Nicotiana tabacum (common tobacco) is the source of this 4063-nucleotide messenger RNA. Lineage: Eukaryota; Viridiplantae; Streptophyta; Magnoliopsida; Solanales; Solanaceae. The record is from RefSeq and is a predicted model, not a curated record.
AAACAGUAUAUAAUGUCACUCACGCACAUGGCGGAAGGAGUAGAGAGAGAAAGAGAGAAGAAAGUGGAUGCAGCUGUUAAUGGUGUCUAUCUUUUGUACUUUGGAGCGCGAUUCGGUCUUCCCGAAGCAAAAGCCAAAUCCUUUCACACCUUCGCUCCCCUACUCGUGACUUGUAUGACAAUAUGAAGCUAAACGGCGUUCUUCUGUUACCUUUAACGACCUUAUCUUCAGAUCCUCUUCGUCCUUAACCGCAACGGACCGUCCAAAAACCCUAAUAUGCUUCGCCGAAAUGCUGUUACAAGAAGCAUACAAGUGGAUAUUGUACGUCCAGACUAGAGAUCAUUCUGACAAUGAUAUUUAUUUUGUAGCGAGGCUUGGUGCUGGUCUUUCAUUCCUUUUUUGAUGGUUAGCAUUUGACGAAGGAUAGGCCAAAGAACUUUAGGAUUGUGAAGAGUUAUAACUCAGCAAAGAUGCUGUUCAACAAAGACAUUGAAGGUCUGCAUGAUGAUGGAUUUGAUGGGUCAGUUAAUGAGACUCAGAUAUUUGCAGACGUGUUCUUCGGAAAUGAGAGCAGUACCAAUAGGUGUCCUGUGGCCGGAGUUAUCAAUUUUGAGGGCGACAUUACUAGCCAGACAGAUGAACCUGGACAUUUGUGUGUUGAGAAUUCCGCAUUGACACUACUUCAUGAUUCUCGUGACGUAAAGGAAGAUUCUAGAGAAGACCCAUGUGAAAAAGAGCUAACCAAUAUUCAUGUGGAAAAGGAAUCUGACCCAUUAACUUCUUUGGAUAGAGUACCUGCAGAUAUAUUACAGCAACCUUCUUUCUGCCCUUCUCAGAGUGUGAUAUGUCAUAUAGUUGAAUCUUCGAACCAAGGUGUUAAAUCAAGUUCGUAUUUGCAGAAGUGUCACGCUGUGCUGGACCAAAGUCACAUGCUUGGUGAAGUGGAUUCAUCAAAAUUAAGAUCGUCUAAAAUAGAAGGAAAUGGAUGGAAGGAUGCAGCUGGUAAAGCAAUUGCAUCACCUGCUUCUCAGGAGAGCUAUGCAACUAAGUUGUUGGUUGGCAGUGCCGCAAAGCCGUCAGGGAUUAGUCGACCACCCAAGCCAAAGUGGAGGGACCAUUGCUUUGUAGAACUGGAUGAAGCUGAAUUGUCAACGAUUAAGGGUUCUCCAAAUGACCCUCGCCCUCUUCUCCGGUACCACAUCCAUCGUUUGCUCAGAGCAGCAGGAUGGGUAGUUGGAAGGCGUAAAAGAAAUAAUAAAUUUCAUGGAAUUGGGGAGUAUGUUUACAAGUCACCUGAAGGAAGACCAAUCCGUGAAUUCUGGAGGGCCUGGACCUUGUGUGGGCAGAGUGUGUUUACUUAUGCAGAUUGUAUUUUGCCAGAAAUGGAUUGUAGGUUGUGGUCUGAUGUGCAUCAAUUUUUGAGUGACCUCUCUGGUACAGUGAUGGAGAUUGAAGAAAAACUGGAUACCUUGGAAACAGCUUCUGCAUUGGCUCGGCUUUGGUGUCUCCUUGAUCCCUUUGCAAUUGUGGUGUUCAUUGACAAAACAUUACGCUUUCUCAAAGAAGGAAAAACAGUUAAAGCCAAAAUGACUUUGGUCACCACUCCUAUUAAAAAUGACACGUUAAAGACUGUGGGCGCUGCAGGAAACCUGUUUGCUGAGAGGUUGUUGCAGAACCAGCCUUGCAGCUCUUCUUUAGUCUCAGAUAGUGCAUUGACAAGUCUUGAGGGAGAUAAAUGGAUCCACAAGGAGUAUGGUGAUGAAAGUUCCCUCAACUUAACAGACUCACAGAUGGGAGAAGGCAAAUAUCUGAAUGGCGUAUAUUAUUAUUAUCCUAAUGAAAGAUCUAUGUGCUUGAGUGAUACUGUCAGUGGCGAUUCUAAUAAAUACAGGAAGCUCUUGGGAAAUGGUAAAGAUGUCCUGGAUUUAGCUCCUUUACCAGUUUGUGGGUCUGAAAGCACCAGUGAGCAUGCUGGAUCUUGUUUGUUUGAGGUUCCUAUUAGUUCAGGAAAUGCACUAAGCUCGCUGAGGGGAGCUAAUACUGUUCUUACUCAGCAAGAUAGCAACAGUAUACCUCUUGCAGCAAGUUCAGUCUUGAAAAGGAAGGCCUCAAAGAAAUCAAAAAAGUUAUCAGAAAUGGAAUUUACUAACGGCUGCCAAGAUGAGAAGUUUGGUACAUCUUAUAAUAAGAGUGGAUUGCAUGAAGUCAGUGGAUCUGAUUUACAAAUACAUUCAAGGCCUAAGGGAUAUUUAGUAGACUACCUGGGGAGAGCUAGAGGUCAUCAAGGGCAGUCCUUCCGUAGUUCAGAGUCUCAGGACAAUACUGAACAGAGCAAUUUUAAGAAGUUUAGGCAGACAUUGGCUAGUUCUAAGCAAUUGAGUCAGUUUAAUGUGCACAUGAAGUUCAACUCUGGGAAUAUUGACAAUGAUAACUCUCUGCGAGGAAAUAUUGAAUUUAAAGCAAUUACAAGUAAGCGCAAAAUUGGGUCAAAGAAACUUAAGACAUGUCGUCUUAGUGAUGACGAUCUCUUAAUCUCAGCUGUAAUUAGAAACAAGACAUGCAGGUCUGGCAAGAAAAGGGGUAAAACUAAACCGCUGAGGAGAAGGAAGAGCCAGAAAAGCGGUUGCAAGUUGCUAUUACGUAGCCUCAACAAGGGUGGAAAGCACUUCAUCGAAGCAAAAUGGCCUACCUUUGCCUCAAGAACAGUGUUAUCCUGGUUAAUUCAUUCUGGGGUUGUUUCCCCAAAUGAAGUGAUCCAGUACCGGAACUUGAAGGACGAUUCUGUGGUAAAAACCGGCAUAAUAACUAGGGAUGGAAUAUUCUGCAAUUGCUGUGACAAGGUGCUAUCCAUCUCUCAGUUCAAAAGUCAUGCUGGUUUUAAGCUCAAUCGUCCCUGUUUGAAUCUUUUCAUGGAGUCUGGUAAGCCAUUUACCUUAUGUCAGCUGGAGGCUUGGUCAGAUGAAUACAAGGCACGGAGAGCUCUUCCUCAAACUGGCCAAGCUGAGGAAAGGGACCAAAAUGAUGACAGUUGCGGGCGAUGUGGUGAUGGUGGCGAGUUGAUAUGUUGUGAUAAUUGUCCAGCUACCUUUCAUCUAGCUUGUUUGUUCACACCGGAACUUCCUGAAGGGAGUUGGUAUUGUCCACAGUGCACUUGCCGGAAAUGUGGGGACGUGGUUAAAUAUAGUGAAGCAUUGAGAUCCUCCAGUGCAUUAAAAUGUUCACAGUGUGAGCAUAAAUAUCAUGAAGCAUGCAGUAAGCUAAGGGUUACAAAAGGUGGAGAAGCCUCUGAUACAUGGUUCUGCAGCGAAAGCUGUCAGGAGGUAUAUGAAGGUCUUCGCUCUCGAAUUGGGCUCAUUAAUCUUCUGACUGAUGGCUUGUCAUGGACUCUUCUGAGGUGCAUUCAUGGUGACCACAUAGUUCAUUCUGCUCAGCGGAUUGCUUUGAAGGCAGAAUGCAACUCAAAGUUAGCAGUUGCCCUUACGAUUAUGGAGGAGUGCUUUCUUCCCAUGGUGGACCCGAGAACAGGCAUAGAUAUGAUACCCCAUGUAAUAUACAGCUGGGGAUCACAACUUGCACGAUUAAAUUAUCAUGGAUUCUACACAGCGAUCCUGGAGAAAGAUGACAUAUCAGUAGCUGUAGCAUCAAUAAGGAUCCAUGGAGUAACAGUUGCUGAGAUGCCCCUUAUUGCAACAUGCAGUAAAUACCGUCGCCAGGGAAUGUGCAGGCGCCUACUGAAUUCUAUACAGGAGGUAAUUUGACCAGGAAACAGUGUUUUGAACUCUGGGGGCCCCGCACAGAUUUUUACUUAUUAUCAGAUGGCACAUAAGCCCUUGGGAAAUGGGCGUAAAUCCCAUGAAUUUUUUAAUAAUACUAAUUAUUAGUAGUAUGAAAAUAAAAAAUAACAAAAAAUGCAUUAAAAUUGUGUAUGAUUUUAAAGAUUAAACAAACCGUUGAAUUAUUUAACAUAAAUGCUUAACAUGCUAAUAAACAUAUGAUGGUAGAGAAGUGUAUAAGAUAUCAUGAGAUACGAGUCAGCUAGAACAUCUUAGCAACCCAAAUAUCA